AUGCAUGUAUUCAAAGUCGGAGCCACGGGCCUUGUUGCCAUGACUGGGAUGGUAACGUCAUCCUAUGUCGACUCGUUAUCCGAAAAUGCAAAAGAACAUUUGACUGCGAAUAUGGAGUGGACUAAUACGUACUACGAUAGAAACGCUGGGUAUCUUUAUGACCUCAGUGGUGCUGGGGCUCUUGGGCAUGAGAAUAGAAGUUCUGCCCGGUAUGCAUUUGGCCUCCUGGCCCGUAACAACGGCAAGGACAAACAUUCCAAAGAACCUAUAGCUGGGUCGGAUGCAUACCGCGAUAUUGAUAAUUAUUGGGAUCCAGAUUGGCGUGGUUUUACCGACACCACUUUGAUCAUGGCUUUGGAAGAAUUCCCGAAACUCAUCAGCAAGUCAGUGCAACAGCUAUUGCUUGAAUCGCUGCACAAUGCAACCAAAGGCGACGAGUAUCGGUUUGGUAAUUUGGAUCCCAACAAAGAUAACCUGUAUCCGGCACAUAGCAACCCGGUAAGCUGUCAUACGCGCAUUCAUAUCAGGCUGGACCGGUAG
Molecule: messenger RNA, 540 nt
Organism: Fusarium oxysporum Fo47
Lineage: Eukaryota; Fungi; Ascomycota; Sordariomycetes; Hypocreales; Nectriaceae
Exons: 3
Coding region: 1-540 (179 amino acids)
Source: RefSeq, a predicted model, not a curated record